Molecule: messenger RNA, 609 nt
Organism: Microplitis demolitor
Lineage: Eukaryota; Metazoa; Arthropoda; Insecta; Hymenoptera; Braconidae
Product: odorant receptor 4-like
Exons: 6
Coding region: 1-609 (202 amino acids)
Biological process (GO): sensory perception of smell; detection of chemical stimulus involved in sensory perception of smell
Cellular component (GO): plasma membrane
Molecular function (GO): olfactory receptor activity; odorant binding
Source: RefSeq, a predicted model, not a curated record
AUGAUGCUCGUUAGCACUUGUAAUUUGACAGUAGUUUUAGUAACUCAUGCCAAUAGUCAAAUUCAAAUAGUCACUGUUCAACUGAAGUCAAUGAUAAAUGAUUUUCUCGAUGGAAUAAAAUUCUCAUACCCAAAAAUGUCUAUUAUGAUUCGAAAUCAUGUUAGAGUACUUGAAUUUUCAAAUAAAAUUCUCAGAAAAGCGCUAUUAGAAAUUUGUCUGGUCGAGAUUGGUGCAUCUUCUAUACUUCUGUGCAUUGAUGAAUUUUGCUUUCUAAGGAUGCUAGAUACACAAGACAUCGCAAAUACGAUACCGUAUAUUAUGUUAUUUUUCGCUUUGAGUUUGAAUAUAUUGAUACUGUGUUACUUCAGCGAGCUUCUUAACUCUCAGUUCAUCGAAAUUGGCAAUCAAUGCUACAUGACUGACUGGUAUAAAAUUCCUCUUAAAGCAAGAAAAUAUUUUAUUUUGAUCAUGAAUAUGUCUCAACGACCUCAAAAAAUAAGUGCUGGUGGAAUAAUUGAUCUAUCAUACAUAACUUAUGUACAAAUUAUUAAGACUGGAUUUGCAUACUUACAAAUUUUGAAGGCUUCAAAUAUGCAAAGUAAUGAAUAA